Rotaria sp. Silwood2 is the source of this 2706-nucleotide messenger RNA. Lineage: Eukaryota; Metazoa; Rotifera; Eurotatoria; Philodinida; Philodinidae. The record is from the annotation of a GenBank genome assembly.
AUGAUGGAGAAUAAUCUCGAGGAACUUGUUCCUGCACUAAUUGAUUCAUCUUGGUGUAGUGAUUUGAUAAUCAAACUAAGAGAUAUUUUUGAAAAACAAACUUCUCAAACAAUAUUAUCGUUUGUUUCUACAUCGCUCAAGUCCAUAGUUGCUAUCGAACAUUGGGUAUGGCAAAUGCUCAGUAAAGAUUCACAACAAUGGAUCGAUUUAGAUGAAUAUGUCAAAUUCUUUCAUGUACUCCAUGCAUUUAAUAUUAAAUUAAUUUCGAAUAAUGAUGGAAUUGAGCCCGAUACAAAAAAAUCACUUUUAAUUCCAUCAAAUAUUGAUUGGAUUGAUGGAAUACUUGAACAAAUUGAAACAAGCAAUGACACAUUUCUAACACUUGUCAGUUUAUGGUUUGAUACUUUAUCAUAUUUAGCCCAUCAAAUUUCUAAUAUUGCUUGUUCACCAACGAUGCUACAUUUGAUUAAUCGAUUAAGUCAUGAUUUUAUAAUGACAGAUCAAUAUAAAUUCUAUUUAAAACAACUUCGUGAACCAAAACUUACAAAAUCUGUAUUUACUCCUAAACAAUGUUUUUAUAUCAAAACAUCUUCAUUUUUAUUGAACAUUUAUUUAUGGUUGGAAUCAAAAAAUUUUCCUUUGAUUAGCGAAGAGAUUAUUAAAUUUCUUAGUGAAGAUUAUUCACAAAUAGUUCUUGUGCAUAGUUACACUAUCGACUCGUGGAGUAGUGAAUUGCUUUCUUGCAUUGCACAUAUUAUCGGUCUUAUAUGUUCAUCAUGUUGGUGGGGUGAACAAAAGCCUGAAAAUAUCGAACAUAUUGUUCCAUCUAAUGAUACAACAUAUGAACAUAUUUUUGCACUUAUUCGUCUUGUUAGUUAUCAACCUUUUCAUCAACGCAUUUCUGCUGAAUUCUACAAUGAUGAAACUGUUCUUAUGGAUGCAUGUUUAAUAUUUUUAUUUCGUACAGCAAAAACAUAUGAUUUAGGUUGUUUCAUAAGUUCACAAACAAAUUUACCUGCAACACUUUGGUCCAUAGCACAAAUAUCACCCUAUGAUCCGAUUCGUAUAUAUGCAUAUGGAUUUCUAGCGGAAGUUCUUUCUGAUAAACAAUUGAAAGAAUGGAAAAUUAGUGAUACUAUGUGUGAAUUUUACUUUAAUAUUCUUGAACAAGCAUGGAAUCAUCCAACAAAAAAAUGGAAAAAAAUAACAAUUCCAUAUUUAUUAAAAGGUUUUCUAAGCUUAUCAUCAAAUGAUACUAUUCAAACAGCCACAGUUAAUUUCAACAAAAUAUCUUUAUUUAUUGAAUUAUGUGAUCAUUAUCCUAUAGCAUUCGAUAUUAUUUGGGCUCUUUCAUUCAAUUCAGUUAUUGUUAAACAACUUCAAUUAAAUCAAGCAUUCACAACUAAAUUAGUUCAAAUCAAUCACCAAACAAAUGAUGAAAAUAUGAGUAAAAUUGUGAAUGGUAUUCUUUGGAAUUUAAAUUUAGAUCGUGAAGAAAACAUUAUAUUGGACGACAGUAGUCAUGAAAAGAAAUUCGAUAUUAUGAUCAGUUAUUCACAUAAAGAUAAAGAAAUUUGUUUUCUAAGCUUAUCAUCGAAUGAUACUAUUCAAACAGCCACAGUUAAUUUCAACAAAAUAUCAUUAUUUAUUGAAUUAUGUGAUCAUUAUCCUAUGGCAUUCGAUAUUAUUUGGGCUCUUUCAUUCAAUUCAGUUAUUGUUAAACAACUUCAAUCAAAUCAAGCAUUCACAACUAAAUUAGUUCAAAUCAAUCAUCAAACAAAUGAUGAAAAUAUGAGUAAAAUUGUGAAUGGUAUUCUUUGGAAUUUAAAUUUAGAUCGUGAAGAAAACAUUAUAUUGGACGACAGUAGUCAUGAAAAGAAAUUCGAUAUUAUGAUCAGUUAUUCACAUAAAGAUAAAGAAAUUUGUAAACAAUUAUAUGAAGAACUUGUUCGAGUUGGUUAUCGAAUAUGGAUUGAUUUUGAUCAGAUGCAUGGAAAUGUUAUGGAUUCAAUGGUAGAAGCUAUUGAACAAUCUCGAACUAUAAUGAUUUGUAUGAGUGAACAAUAUCGACGAAGUAAUUAUUGUCGAGCUGAAGCACAAUAUGCAUUUCAAAAACAAUUACAUAUGGUACCAAUUCUCUUGCAAAAACAUUACAAACCUGAUGGAUGGCUUGCAUUUCUAAUUGGUUCAUUACUUUAUGUUGAUUUUACUAAACAUGAAUAUUCGAAAGCACUCGAUAUGUUAAUGAAGGAACUCAAAAUGGCUGAUAAACGUAAUAAAACUUUAACUAAACUUGUUCCACCAAAAUUAAAUCCUGAGAAUUUAUUGAAUGGUUCCUCUCGUUCGACACAGUCAUCAUCACAAUUAAUAAUACUUCCUGAAAAUAUUCAAGAUUGGACAGAAACACAUGUACAAAAAUGGCUUUCUGAAAACAAUCUUCCACAAAUGGCUCGUAUUUUAUCGAGUAUGGAUGGUCUAAGUUUAAUCUUUUUCAGUGAAUACAUGGCCAAUAGUGAACCAGAACAAGUUUUAUCAUUACUUGAAAAAGAUUCACUUCGUUGUAUAAAUGAAAGUGUAUCACUAAUUGAAGUAUCUCGUUUCCGAACUUUGAUCGAAAGAAAAAAUAUCGCUAUGCUCACACCAGCCAAACAGAUAAAGAAGGAAACGACAGUCUGGAAUUAUGCCAAAUAUUGUAACAUAAUGUAG